Ustilago hordei is the source of this 2241-nucleotide messenger RNA. RefSeq lists its product as uncharacterized. Gene Ontology annotation, molecular function: transcription cis-regulatory region binding; protein binding. The record is from RefSeq and is a predicted model, not a curated record. NCBI's taxonomy places the organism in Eukaryota, Fungi, Basidiomycota, Ustilaginomycetes, Ustilaginales, Ustilaginaceae. The coding region runs from base 1 to 2241 and encodes 746 amino acids. The transcript has a single exon. Gene Ontology annotation, cellular component: Set1C/COMPASS complex.
AUGAACGGUCUCCUAGCUGAUCAUGACGACUCCAUGGCUCAUUUCAACGGCAGCGCAGUCCCUAACAAGAGAAAGCAUGACGACCUGACACUUGCCAGAGACGACACUCGUUCCGUCGCUAGCGUUUUAGCGGCCUCAACGCCACUCCAACCAUCCUCACCCCCUCCCCACGAUGACCGAUCAGCAUCCUCCACCCCAGCACCGCCAUACACAUCCGAAGCGCAGAGAGUCUACAUUGCUCGCACAGCACCCCAUCUUCUCGGUCUCGGCCAAUCCUCCACCCCAUCUGGCUCAUCAACUCCAUCAGCCCCACCCUCCGGCCAUUCCAGUUCAUCCUCCGACGACGGCCAUUCCACUACCGAUGGCCUCAAACCCAUCCCCGCUUCCUCCAGCAAAUCCCACCAUAUCGUUCCCAAAAACUUCCCCGGGCCAAAACCGCUCACGAACGACGCAGAAGACUUUGUCCCCAUCCCACACCUUGCUCACGUUCCUAACACCAACGCAUUGUAUAGCACAGUCAACUUCGCCUUCAACCGCAACGGAUGGCGUUACACCGCCGCCGGUCCCGCAACCCAACACCUACCCCUAACCGUAUUCAAAACGCUCGAAACCAGACCAGCCAACGUCCACUGGUGUUGGUCCGACCGAUCUCGAUUCACCCACAUCAGCGCAGACGCUUCCAUCUUGUCGAACGAAAAAGGCUUUCGCAGCUCACGUACCAACAUUGGCGUCAGACAAGGAGAGUGGUACGCUGAAAUCGAAAUCCUCCCGCCUGACCAUCUCGAGCCACCACCAAAAUCUAUGGUACACGGACACCAGAUCAGGCUCGGUUGGGGUAGAAGAGAGGCUGGACUCAAUGCUCCUGUUGGGUUCGAUGGCUAUGCUUAUGGCUAUAGAGGUAAGACGGGGGAUAAAGUUACGCUUUCGAGACCACAGGCGUAUGGGAAGCCGUACAAGGAGGGAGAUGUGGUGGGCAUGUAUAUUAAGCUCCCCCCAGAGAGGGAGGCGGUGGAUAAGGAUGAUCCGGCGAAUAUUAGGAGGGAGAGAAUUCCACUGAGAUGGAAGGGACAGGUUUAUUUUGAAAGUUUAGAGUAUCCGAGGACGAGAGAGAUGGAGCAGUUGUUUGAGAGGAGCAUCAAGGGAACUAGUUUGAACGAGGCGUAUAAGGGGGUGGAGGGUACGGGUGUGUUUGAGCCUUAUAACCCUGCUGCUAAUCCGGGACUGGGUGAUGGAGUGGAUGGCAACGGGAAUGGAGCAUCAACUUCUGCUGUUGGUGGAGUUGGAGGAAGCAGUGGCAGUGCAAAGGUGAAAAACAGGAAGAAUCCCGGAGCUACAACCAAACCCUCCGGUCCCACCACUCCAUCAUUGCGACCCAUCCCCAAACUCGAAGGCAGUAAAAUCGGAUUCUUCCUAAAUGGCCAACCGCAAGGCAUAGCUUUUCGCGAUCUAUUCGACUAUCGUCCACUCCGCGUUCGAGGCUUUACCAAUCUCAACCCCACCUACUCCUCUUCUUCUUCCAUCCCCAAACCCGCCAGAUCCCGCGGCAAGCAACCAGAACCCAAACGCGGCGAAAUCUCGGAACCCAUCAUCAACAUCAAACCACGUGAAAACGUCUUCGACGAUGGUGCGCUCGGCUAUUUCCCCUUUGUCUCCAGCUACGGCGGAGCAAGGGCGAGGUUGAUUAAUGGUGAGGAGGGAUUCAGGUAUCCUCCUCCCGAUGAUAUCGAGGCGGCACUGGAGGCGGCCACGCCCGAAUCUACCUACAGCGAGCCCGAAGGAGUGGGGGUGGGGGUUGGGGGGAAAAGGUGGAAACCAUUAUGCGAGAGGUUUGAAGAUCACUUGGCAGAGAUGUGGAGAUACGACCUGGCAGAUGAAGCAAAAGCGCAAGCCAUCGCGGAUCAACAAGCGGAGGAGAAAGAAAAGAAGAGUAACGCGGCAAAGGAUAAAUAUGCUGCGGCGAAGAAGAAACAUGCGGCUGCCUUAGCGAGGGAUGCGGCUGCCAGUCCCGCACCCCAAAUGCAUGAGGAGGAGCGAGGGGAGGCGGAGGCGGAGGCGGAUAGGACGAUUACAAGGGAGGAUGCGAUCGAGGUCGAUCCGACUGCGAAUGGGUGGGACGGGCAAGUGAAUACGCCAGAGCCACCGAGUGUGGAGGAGCGGGAGCGGGAGGGGUUGAGAUUGCCGUUGCGAGACGGUGCGAUGGUCGAGGGGGAGGAUGUUGAGAUGGAUGAUUCUGUGCAUUAA